CUAGCACAAACAGGGAGACCAGCCAUGGCGGAAGAACAGUCGAAGGACGCGAAGAAGCGAACGGUGGAUUCGUUAGGAUGGCUGACGGAAUCCUCCAUCAUGCCCCGCAAGCAACGCGCCAUUGAAGGCGUCGGAGCUUCUUCCAUCCUCGAGCUCAAAGCCCAGCUCUACAGGUCCCAGGAGGAGUCCAAGCGCAACCCAAAGGAGCACGUACACGCCGCCGAUCACAACUACGCUCAUCAUCUAGAGGUCCAGCGCGCCAAGAAGAAGAUCGCCGCACACGAUUCCUUCUCCACCAAGAACUCCGGCGUCGAUUCCCGUGCCGCCAAGGACAAGCUUGAGCUAAAAGCUGUUCAGGAUGGAUCAGCAAGCUAUGCAGCAUUGGAGAGAAAAGCAGAAUUAUAUAAUAAACUGGUGAGAGGAGAAUUGUCUGAUGAAGAAGAUCAGGAGAAGUACUGUGUUGACUUUUUCAGGAAGGGUCUAGAGCAGAACGAGUCUCACGUGCCUCAAGAAACUGAUCCCUUUACACCACAAUCUCAAGACGUAGUUGGGGAAAAUGAUUUGUUGGUAAACAGUACAAAAGCUGCUGCAGGUCUUGGACGAGCAUCGGCCACGGUGGACAGAAGUCAACAUAAGCAUUUUGUAAUGCAGGUUCAUGAAGAAGCAAAUCAAGCUAGGGAAAAAGUGUCCGAGCUCAAAAUGCGCAGACAAGAGCAAGCUGCUGCUCGGAGGGAAAAAUUGAAGCAGGCCUACCUCCAAAAGCAACUUGAGAAGUUGAAGGCAACUAAAGCUGAGCAGACCUGAGUUGCAGGCGCUCAUUGAGUGUAAAGUUAUGUAAAAUCAGGUUAAGAAGCUUUGGCAAAUUAAUUUACUGAGUCUGCAAGUCGGCCGAGUCGGACUACUGAGUCUCCACUCUCCAGGGCCGGAUUAGGACCAAAAAGUUGUGCUUUGACUGCUACGAGGAUUUUAAUUUUUAAGCCUUUUUUUGUUAGGGUAGGAUAUUUGUAUCUCCAAAACAAUUUUUUUGUAGGGCAUUGCUCAGCAGCCGAAGAAAAAUUUCGAACUUUAUAUUGUCUCUUUUUUUUUUUCCCCUGUAACCAAAAUUUGGUUGGUUGUGCAUAUUGUAAACAAUGCAUACUAUUUAUAGUUUGGAAAUAGAUAAAAUGAAGUACUGCUUUCAUAAAAACCCUAUUUUUUGACUUA
Striga asiatica is the source of this 1203-nucleotide messenger RNA. Lineage: Eukaryota; Viridiplantae; Streptophyta; Magnoliopsida; Lamiales; Orobanchaceae. The record is from the annotation of a GenBank genome assembly.